Archocentrus centrarchus (flier cichlid) is the source of this 3144-nucleotide messenger RNA. RefSeq names its product janus kinase and microtubule interacting protein 1 (gene jakmip1). NCBI's taxonomy places the organism in Eukaryota, Metazoa, Chordata, Actinopteri, Cichliformes, Cichlidae. Gene Ontology annotation, molecular function: microtubule binding; kinase binding; GABA receptor binding. The record is from RefSeq and is a predicted model, not a curated record.
UAUGUGUGUGUGUGUGUGUGUGUGGGCGUGGAGGAAAAUGUCAACGUGCAGCGCUAGAGGAGGAGAAGGCUGGAGCUGAUGUGUGUGCAAGCUGGAGGGUAAUAUUAUUAGGAAGCUUCAGUCUUCGCGUUAACCGCUAUAAAAUGUCUGAUAUCCGGGGAGUAAAGUUGUAGAGGGUCGGCCGUUGGCAGUUAGCGGAGCCCAGCGUGUUGAAGCGGAUGAGGUGAGUUCAUUCAGCGCUCCACAGCGAGAAAAGCCCAGGAUCCCUUCCUGCAUGUGAGGCAGAUUAGGAGGCGACAUUUCAACCUCGGGCCACUUGUGACCGCCGGCGACCUCCUAUUUCAGAAAACAUAUAGCAACAAUGUAGACCUUUCAGCGACAUGAUGAUGAUGAUGAUGAUGAUGCAGGGCCUUGCAGAGGGGAGGAGCAGCGACUGACUUUCUCCUCCAUUUCAUCACAACCUGCACUCUAUGUCCGUCCCGACUGGACGGCUAGAGUGCUAUGUCAUCAACCACACCCCCAUUGGCUCAACCCUCUAAGAAGGGACGGAAGCCGGAGAAAUCGGAGGUGAUGGCUGAUUCAGUGCCGGCCACUAACGAGGAACUGAGGAGCAAGAUCAUGGACCUUCAGAUAGAGCUACAGCAGGAGCGCGGCAAGGUAUGUAAGCUCCGCGAGCGACUCCAGGAGCAGCGGCAGGCUCGGGAGCUUGAGCAGCACAAGCAUGCUGUAGCACUCACUGACCUGCGUGCCAAACUCCAUGAAGAAAAACUACGUGAGACUGCGGCUGUCCGUGAGACCCUGGCACGGCAGCAUGAAGCUGAGCUGGCCAGAACCAUCAAAAUCCGGGAUACCGAGGUUCAGAGGCUGCAGGGUCUUGUAAAUGCACUGAGAGAUGGAGCAGCUGACAAGCUCAAAAAUGCCCUUCUUGCAGAGGCUCGGGAGGAAGCCAGGAGAGCCUUUGAUGGGGAGAGAAUAAAGCUCCAGCAGGAGAUUCAGGAGCAGAAAAUGGCUCGGAAGCAAGCUGAAGAGGCGCUUGCAAAUGCUCUUCAAGCUGAUAAAGCCAAAGCAGCUGAUCUCCGCACAGCCUACCAACAGCACCAGGAUGAGGUGCAUCGUAUUAAACGGGACUGUGAGAAAGACAUCCGCCGAUUGAUGGAUGAGUUGAAGUCAAAGGACCGGGUGGUGUGUGCCCUGGAGAGGGAGCUAGGGGUACAGGCUGGCUACGCUCAGAAGCUUCAGCUCCAAAAGGAAGCUCUGGAUGAACAGCUAGGUCAAGUACGAGAGGCUGAGAGACACAACCAUGGCAGCCCAAAGAGAGAAGUGGUGCCUGGACUGGGAGAAAACUCAGACUUGCUCAACAACCAGGAGGCAGAGGAGCGUGACAUGAGGAGGUUCCAGCUGAAGAUUGCAGAGCUCCACUCAAUCAUCAGGAAACUAGAGGACAGAAAUGCACUACUGGCCGAUGAGAGGAAUGAACUAUUGAAACGGGUGCGAGAGGCAGAGAGCCAAAUGAAGCCCAUGUUUGAGAAGAACAAGCGGCUAUCUAAGAAAAAUGAUGACCUCUUGCAAACACUACAGCGCAUGGAGGAGAAACUCAAGAACCUGAGCCGUGAGAAUGCUGAGAUGAAGGAAAAGGCUUCCUCUUCUCGGCCACCAUCGCAGCAGCAAUCCGUUCAGGCUCAGCUGAAGCGGCCGAGCUCCCUGACCGACCUGACCCACGCCCAUGAGGAACAGGAAGUGGAGUUCCUCAAGCUGCAGGUUGCUGAGCAACGUGGCAUCAUUGAUGAACUCAUGCAGGAACGUGAUCGAUUGGUGAUGAGCAAAAAGAACAGGAGGAAACCUCUCAAGCUGUCAAAAAGGCAUGUUGUGGAGACAUAUUUUGGAUUUGAUGAGGAGUCAAUAGACUCUGAAACCUCCUCACUGACCUCUUAUAACACUGACCUCACUGACCGCACGCCUGCAACUCCUGAGGAGGAUUUGGAAGAGAGCGUUUCCCGUGAGGAGUCAGAGCUUCGUUUCCGUCAGCUCACUAGAGAGUACCAGGCUCUUCAGCGGGCCUACGCUCUCCUGCAAGAGCAGACUGGGGGCUCUCUGGAUGCAGAGAGGGAGGCUAGGACUCGUGAGCAGCUGCAGGUGGAGCUCAGCAGCUGCCAGGCCAAGAUCGUGGACCUGGAGAAGGCCCUGGCCGAGCGGGGGCAGGAUUCAAAGUGGGUGGAGGAGAAGCAGUACUUGCUCAGGACCAACCAGGAACUGCGUGAGAAGAUGAGUGCGUUGCAGCAGGCAGAAUCCCGGCUGCAGGCUGAGGUUCAGGAUGCUCGGGACCAAAAUGAACUGCUGGAAUUCAGGGUGCUGGAACUGGAAGAAAGGGAGCGCAGAUCACCUGCCCUCAAUCUCCACAUGUCUGCAUUCCCUGAGAACAGUAGCAGUGCCCUACAGGUUUAUUGCCACCAGGAGGGAGUCAAGGAUGUAAUCAUUCCUGAACUGAUGAAGAAGCUAGAUAUUCUGGGAGAUAAUGGGAAUCUCAGAAAUGAAGAGCAGGUGGCUGUGAUCCAAGCAGGGACUGUGAUCUCACUCUGUGAAAAGUGGUUGAAGCAGAUAGACAGCACGGAGGCUGCCCUCACACAGAAGAUGAUCGACUUGGAAAAUGACAAGGAGCUGUUUAGUAAGCAGAAGGGAUUCCUUGAGGAGGAGUUGGACUACAGGAAGCAGGCCUUGGACCAAGCCUACAUGAGGAUCGAGGAGCUGGAGGCCACGCUGUAUAGCGCUCUGCAGCAGGAGCAGCCGGCAUGCCAGGCGGUGGCUGAGUCGCUGACAGACAGGCAGAGGGAGGAGCUGAGGCUAGCCGUGGACAAGCUGCGGCGUCAGAUUCUCCGGCAGAGCCGGCAGUAUGACAGUCAAAUCUUACAGGAGCGCAUGGAGCUCCUACAGCAGGCCCAGCAGAGAAUUAGAGAGCUGGAGGACAGGAUUGACUUUCAAAAGAAACAAAUAAAGGAAAUAGAGGAAAAGCAUUUAUUCUUUGGCCUUAAUGAAAAUGCCCGGGGACCCACAUCAGGUGUUAAGGUGCUGUGGAGGCAAGUGAGGAUGACAACACCUAAUUGUUUUUUAUGCAUUUGUAGACAGUGAAAAACCUUAUGGCCUUUUUGA